CUGGUCUCUCUAGCCAGUGGUCGCUGGCUGGUGCUCACCAGAACUGCUCCUUCAGGCUCACCAACGCUGGUGACCCUUGCAUCUCGGUCGGCUGUCUGCACUGUUAGUUCUUCUUUUCGUUCUCGCGUUUCUAUACCUUGCCAGUUUCGACUAGGACCGCGUUUUACCCUUGCCUUGACGACGACAUUUCGAUCAACGGCUUUGAGAUCUUCCGUCGCGGGCUUCGUUCCGUGUCGCUCCGUUCCUGACUGCCGUUCGAUCAAGGCUGUUUUCGCUCCCGCUCUUCCAACAGCGUCAGUGACAAGAGAUGGAGGACUUUUGGAAGGAGGCAUUUCCAGUGGGCACAGAGUGGGAUCAAUACGACAAAGUGUACGAAAUCGAGUGGGACUUCUCAAACCUCGAUGAGGCGUUUGACGAAGGGGGGGCCCUGCACAACAAGCGGGUCUACCUCUUCGGCUGCACAGAACCGCAGCUGGUGCACUGGAAGGGGAAGGACAAAGUGGUUCACGUGCCAGCAGUGGUGGCGGUGCUAUCGCCCUUUGCUCCUUCAGACAAGCUGGGCAUCAAGUCGGUGCAGAUGGAGACCGAGAUGAUCGUGCCAAUGCGGGAGAUGAAGAUGGACUGGAUACCCUACAUCCCGGAUGACAGUCGAGGCACGUCCCUAAGGCGGUACCGCUCCGAUAUCUUCACGCUCAAGUGCAUACAAAGAAGGGCGGGCUUGAGGCAGAUGAAGCAAGAGCGGGUGAAGAAGUUCGAGUACUGCCUGCCAUACAUCUUCCUCCCUCACAUGCAGGAGCAGGAGGAGGUGGAUACAGUGGUCUCAAUCAUGUACCCGUUUGAAGGAGAGAACCCACCUCCCCCAUUGCUGGCGGACUAUGACUGGGAAUUCGAUGAGUAUGAGGAGUUCACGGACAAUCUCAUCAAGGAGGAGUCGCUGCCAGAGGCAGAGAAGGCGAAGUUCAUUGAGUUUGUAAAGAAGGAGGUGAAGGAGGCGAAGCUGAAGGCCAAGCAGGAGCGGGAGGAGCGCAAGAAGGCGAUAGAGGACAUGGGCGAAGAGAGGCGGGAAGCCCUAAAAAAUCUAAAGUUUCUCAAGUUCUACCCCAUAAAGAGCGAGGAUACACCAGAUAUUUCUGAGUUCAAGGCAAGCUAUAUCAAUCGGUAUUAUGGCAAGGCUCAUGAGGUUCUAUGAUAAUUUUAAAAGGACAGCCUGGAGCGACGGCACCAACCACACAAACAUAGUAUUCUUAUGCAUCUAUUAGUUGCACUGACCUUUUCAAAAGGCUCUCUCACCUCAUGACAAGUGUACUCUUUAUGUAUUGAUCAAUGUGAUAACGCACUGAUCACA
Messenger RNA from Closterium sp. NIES-67, 1345 nucleotides. The record is from the annotation of a GenBank genome assembly. Lineage: Eukaryota; Viridiplantae; Streptophyta; Zygnematophyceae; Desmidiales; Closteriaceae.